Messenger RNA from Lactuca sativa (garden lettuce), 390 nucleotides. The record is from RefSeq and is a predicted model, not a curated record. NCBI's taxonomy places the organism in Eukaryota, Viridiplantae, Streptophyta, Magnoliopsida, Asterales, Asteraceae.
AUGGAGGGCAAGAAAAUGGUGAAAGUGAUGAUGAUGAUCUUCAAUAUCAUCAUGAUGGUUAUGGGGAUGGUGUCAGGACAGGAUGCAAAUGGCACAACGCCUACUAAUCCUUUUCCUUUUACUGAUUGUUAUGGCAGGUGCUUAUUUUUCUGUCUAAUUGAACCCCAAAAUAUGUGUACAUGUACAUCUACAUGCCUCAAAAAAUGUCUUGAUACACCUUCUAACACAAUGGCUAUGGCUGUGGAUGGAUAUGGAGAAAAUUUUGGCUAUUGCAAGCUUGGUUGUGCCACUUCUUUGUGUUCGAACAUUAGCAAACCACAUAAUCUCGUGAUAAGGAUGGAGAAAGCAUGGGAAGAUGUGUGGAUUCUUGUUCCAACAAGUGCACCAUGA